Messenger RNA from Rhizopus microsporus ATCC 52813, 1167 nucleotides. Its product is annotated as kinase-like protein. The record is from RefSeq and is a predicted model, not a curated record. Gene Ontology annotation, biological process: stress-activated MAPK cascade; cellular response to oxidative stress; osmosensory signaling pathway. Gene Ontology annotation, molecular function: ATP binding; MAP kinase activity. The coding region runs from base 46 to 1167 and encodes 373 amino acids. NCBI's taxonomy places the organism in Eukaryota, Fungi, Mucoromycota, Mucoromycetes, Mucorales, Rhizopodaceae. Gene Ontology annotation, cellular component: nucleus; cytoplasm. The transcript is spliced from 10 exons.
CUUUUUUAUUCUUUUUAUUUGUGAAAAAAAGAUAAACUACUUUAUAUGGCUGAAUUUGUUAAACUUUCGAUUUUUGGUACUGUGUUUGAAGUAACUACAAGAUAUGUAGACCUACAGCCUGUAGGUAUGGGUGCAUUUGGUUUAGUAUGUUCUGCCAGGGACCAGUUGACUGGGAUGAAUGUGGCUAUCAAGAAAAUCAUGAAGCCAUUCUCCGCUCCAGUGCUAGCAAAGAGAACCUAUCGUGAACUCAAGUUAUUAAAAGCAUUAAUGCACGAAAAUAUUAUCAGCUUAAGCGAUAUAUUUAUUUCUCCCUUAGAAGACAUAUAUUUUGUUACCGAGUUACUUGGUACAGAUUUACAUAGAUUGCUUCAAUCCAGGCCCUUAGAAAAACAGUUUAUUCAAUACUUUUUAUAUCAAAUAUUGAGAGGUCUAAAAUAUGUUCACUCUGCUGGUGUUAUUCAUAGAGAUCUGAAACCAAGCAAUAUCUUGAUCAAUGAAAACUGUGACCUCAAAAUUUGUGAUUUUGGUUUAGCACGUAUUCAAGACCCUCAAAUGACCGGUUAUGUGUCGACAAGAUAUUAUCGAGCACCUGAAAUUAUGCUCACCUGGCAAAAAUAUGACGUUGCUGUGGAUAUUUGGAGUGCUGGCUGUAUUUUCUCAGAGAUGUUGGAAGGAAAGCCUCUGUUCCCUGGAAAGGAUCAUGUACAUCAAUUUUCUAUUAUUACUGAGCUCUUGGGUACGCCACCUGACGAUGUCAUUGCCACCAUCUGCAGUGAAAACACUUUGAGAUUUGUAAAGAAUCUUCCCAAACGUGAACCCGUUCCCUUUAGUCAGCGAUUUGCUGGACAAGAUCCUGAAGCGAUUGACUUGCUAGAAAAGAUGCUCACCUUUGAUCCUCGUAAGCGUAUUACAGCAGAGGAGGCCUUGUCUCAUCCUUAUCUUGCACCCUAUCAUGAUCCAACGGAUGAGCCUGUUGCGCCAGAAAAGUUUGAUUGGUCCUUUAACGAGGCUGAUUUACCUGUAGACACUUGGAAGGUGAUGAUGUAUUCUGAAAUUUUAGAUUUCCACAAUGUAGACAAUACAGACACUAUGAACUAUUUAGGCACACCGCUUACCGGGCCAAUCUUGGAAGGACAAGAGGCUGCCUACAUGCAACCUCAGCAAUAA